Phyllopteryx taeniolatus (common seadragon) is the source of this 2853-nucleotide messenger RNA. RefSeq names its product thrombopoietin (gene thpo). Gene Ontology annotation, cellular component: extracellular region. Lineage: Eukaryota; Metazoa; Chordata; Actinopteri; Syngnathiformes; Syngnathidae. The record is from RefSeq and is a predicted model, not a curated record. Gene Ontology annotation, biological process: cell population proliferation. The transcript is spliced from 5 exons. The coding region runs from base 1920 to 2423 and encodes 167 amino acids. Gene Ontology annotation, molecular function: cytokine activity; hormone activity.
UAAAUGGAACAAAUAGAUUGUAAAUGUAGGUCAGUGCUUCUUACAGUGUUUAGGCUAGCGGAGAAGGCCUUGCUGGCCCUGAGCAUCCACCACUAAAUUUAGGAAUUAUGCAUCUCAAUAAUGACCUCCACAAACAGCUUGGAGGGUGCAGGGGAGCUCUGUCAAUGUAAAAACUAACAAUAGACAGACACAGGUGUCCAAAAUGAGGAUGGAUGGUGUAUCCUUGAGUGUUUUCUCCUGGCAGUGUGGUUUUUGACAGCUGUUCUAGUUCCUCAACCUGAGAAUCACAUUGCAGCUAAGCUGUCUUCCAGCUGUGGCCCCCUAGAUGUAUGACCUGAUGGAUGAUGAAUGAUAAUAGAUACAUAAAAGAAACAUUGUGGUUUGGAUUGUGUGAAUUGGACGCAGAUAAAGCAGCCAUCCAUUCUUUUUUUAAUACCACCUGUACACAUUUACAGUGAUGGGUGAAGAGGAGCCUGUCCCAGCUGACUUUGGGCGAGAGGCGGGGUAGACCCUAGACUGGUCACCAGUCUAUCACAAGGGGUACGGAUGGAUGGAGAAGACAAUGUCCACUUUCCUUGUGAGCUCAGUUGUGAACACACUGCCUUUUCUGCAUGACAUUUAUCAUGUAUAUGAAGUAUGCAUGAAUUUUCAAUUCAACCGACCACACCAGAAAAACACACUAAAGCGUCCAACCAUCUAUUUUCUGGACCUUGGUUUACAAGAUUUACAUAUCCGGCAUGCGCCAUAAUCUAUCACUAACCUACGUUAACGCAGUUGUUAAGUGUUAUGAAUAACACUUCUAGGCCAUAAAUGUCAAACAAUCAAAUGAAAAACAGCAAAUAGGGUGGUAACUUAACGUGCCUUAUUGUGCCUCAUGACCAUGUAUUCUUACACCAUGCACAAACUAGUUCCUUGCACGCCGUCCGUAACCUCAAAACCUUGUUUGUCUGGACUGUCAUUAAAACCGCUGAACAAUUUAGAGAGUUAGACCAAUGUCCCAAAAUGAAUCAGAUUCAGCCUAAAGCAUGGUACACAUAUUCCGACAAUCGGGCCAAAUUUGAGAAUUUUCCUUCCCUUGCGAGCAAAGACAACAAAGGCCCGAUUGUCAGAUGUCUCUGAAAAUUAUGCUGAGUGAUUAUCCUGUGGUGUGUUUAGAGUGGUUUUUUUUUUCUCUCCAAUCUGCUCGGAAAAUGGUUGGGGCUGACAACUCCUUAUGGUGUGAGGCCAGGUGUGGGCACGGCCACCAUAGUAGACAGAAGGGCGGCCAUCCCACUGGCCACUCCCCUCGUGCAUGGGCGAUACGGCGUGAAAAAAAUUUGUGUCCUAUUAAGAUCAGCAUUUGUUCAACUAUAGAUCACAGGCUGUAUUCUUAAAGUAUGUACUGUAUAUCGGAUUAGCUUGAUGAAUGCCCACAUGUGCAGAGCACACACCUGCUCCUUCUCUUCUGGUUUGGUAGCAGAAGGGCUACCUCUUCUGGACACUUUAACAACCGGUAAAUAGCCUCCAGCAUUGAUGAUUUGAUGUCACUUGUGCAAAUGGAGUCUUUCACAAUCAUAAAUCAUUAACCUUUGAGUCAGCCAGGAAGCUGUCCCAUGAGCACCAAAAAAGCCCUUUGGGUGGCAAAAAUAAACAAUAUCAAUGAAAUCCAGUUUUGCUAAGAUACGAUUGGUUGGAGCACAGCCUGUUCUCAGGCUAGAUAGUGCGUCCCCCCUGCUGAAUAGCAAGGCUGGAAAUCAAGAGGGGAGAACACAAAAAGGAAACGCAGCUCCUCUGUAUGAGACCUCGCCGUGGACACAGGACAUUUUCCACCUGGCUCGCCCUCUUAAUGGAACAAAUGUGGACUUAUCGAGCGUGGCAAAGCAGGGCAUGGCUUUAAGCAUGUGUGCUCAUGUGUUCAUCCAGGACUCCUGUUGCUAUAUAUGCUAGCCUCUGAAGUGCGAUAUGCCGAGACCAAGCCAAUUGACUUUGUGUGCAGCAGAUCGUCCAGGAGAGCGAUGAAUAUUGUGACAGAGAUGCAGACCGCACUGAACAACUGCAACAGUUCCACCAUCCUGCCCACGCCAGUUCAGCUACCCUGCACAGAGCUCCAUGUAGCAUCUUGGGAAAGAAAAUCAUACCAUGAAAGGAGACAAGACAUCAGUGCAUCCUUGAGGCAUCUUUUUGAAGGUGUCAAGGUUGCGAGGCCCCUCGGCCAGGCAGAAUGUGGUUCGGUGCUUUUGCAGAGACUUGAGCACAACAUCAACAGUUACCUCCUCAUCCUCACACAUCUUCAGUUGAGUGAGCCAGUGGAGAACCCAGAAUUGUCCUGUGUUCCUCGAAGCACCCUCAGUCUGAGCACAGUCCUGCUAAACUACAAGCGAUUGAUCACAGGCAAACUGGAGCGGCUGAUGAUGAGCCUGGAAAGUAGAUGCCCUCCCCAGUGAUGAGAAGAGCAUCUUCAGUAAACCCACUUUUUGUCAGCGCCUGGGACAAACAGAACAAAGAAUGCUGGAUUGUCCAAAAUUGGAAGUCAGUGAGGCUGACACUCAACACACAGCUUAUGUCAUGUUUUUCUUCUUUGGACUAAUAACUAGUUGAGUCAACUGAAUCGCUGAAUCAACAGCCACUCUAUGGGUUGCAGCCAAGGAUGCACUCCAUUUUACCGCAGUUUCUUUAAAGGAGCUAAAUUAUGCAUUUUUUUUAUUUUUUUUUACAAUUUAACAUUUUUAAUGCGGAUUUAACGUGGAUUUUGUUACCAUGUCAACAAGUGGUGACCAUGACAACCGGUGGUGAGUCAGGGACUGAACCGGUAAGCAAGUGGCUUCGAAAUAAAUAAAAGCAUUUUCCCUCACGGAGGGAAAAUGCUACAAUGUG